Messenger RNA from Hyaloscypha bicolor E, 1191 nucleotides. RefSeq names its product putative actin-binding protein Fragmin. Gene Ontology annotation, molecular function: actin filament binding. NCBI's taxonomy places the organism in Eukaryota, Fungi, Ascomycota, Leotiomycetes, Helotiales, Hyaloscyphaceae. The transcript has a single exon. The coding region runs from base 1 to 1191 and encodes 396 amino acids. The record is from RefSeq and is a predicted model, not a curated record.
AUGCCGCCGCACGAAGGACUGACGCAUCUAAAGGAAUAUGACAUCAAGGACAGCAACAUUGAGCUGAUCGGAACCGAGAUUGACCACAGAGUCAAGUACAAUUCGGCAGCAACUGAGCCGGCCUGGAAUAAUGGAACCGUGGGACAGGUAGCUGGGCUGUACAUUUGGCGCAUUGAGGAUUUCGAGGUCGUGGUUUGGCCGAAGGAGAAGGCGGGCCAGUUCUAUGAUGGAGAUAGCUACAUUGUGCUGCAUUCUUUUAAGGUCGGGGAGAAAGAGGGGAAGGAGAAGCUGAUUCAUGACAUAUUCUUUUGGCUCGGGAGCAAGACGUCGCAGGACGAGGCAGGCACGGCGGCAUACAAGACGGUCGAGCUGGACGAGUUCUUGAAGGGGGUAGCGACGCAGCAUCGAGAGAUCCAGCAGUCUCCCUCAGGCGAAUUCAUGGGUUUGUUUCCUCGCCUCAAGAUCCUCUCUGGAGGCGUACAAUCUGGAUUCCGCCAUGUCGAAGAAGAUGCUGAGUCGAAAGAGAUGUCCACCCUCCUGCGAAUCUUCAAGCAUCUUGGCACAGGACGAGCCGAUUCUAUGGUUGUCAUCGAGGUGGAACCGACAUGGCAGAGUCUCAAUGAGGAAGACGUAUUCGUUCUGGACAAGGGAGAUAAGAUCUGGGUCUGGCAAGGGAAGAAAUGUUCGCCAAUGGAGAAGGCCAAAGCUGCGCAGGUUGUGAAUGACUUGACCAUCGCCAAACACAUUGAUGUCGAGGUUCUAGCACAGACGGAUUCGAGGUCGAGGCUGGUGGUCGAUCUACUGGGAGGUAAAGAUGCCGGCCGGACAGAGUUCCACGCUCCCAGGCCCGUGUCGUCUUCAAAUGUAGCCAGUAGCGGUCGCCCUCAUAGACUGUUUCGCCUCAGUGAUGCGUCGGGAGCGUUGUCCUUUGAUCUUAUCAAGGAUGGAACACCGAUCCAGAGAAGAGACCUUGAUGGCAAUGAUGUCUUUCUCGUUGAUAUUGGCAGUGCCAUAUGGGUCUGGCGUGGACUUAAGGCCAGCAAAGCGGAGAAGGCUAUGUGGCUGAAUGUUGCUCAGUCGUACGUCCGUCAGCUUCAAGGUGGAGCAGACAGUAAUGCGCACCUCAUGCCACUGGCAUCUGUAGUGGAAGGCAAUGAGAGUCCGGCGUUCUUCAAGGCAAUUGAAGUUUGA